GAAGACGGUUGCGCUCGCUCGCUGUCUCGGCGUCAUGGCGGCUGCCGGGGGCCGAUAAGCAGCGGGAGCGGGAGCGCGCUUGCCGGCGGCGGCGGAGACCACCCCUCGGUGAACCAGAAGGUCCGAGAACACCCAUGAAUGUUGAAGAAAACUCAUCUGUGAAAUUUUGAUAUUCAAGAAUUAAUAAUCAUAUUCAUCUUUUAAACUGGGGAGAUUUGUGUUUCAUUUUAAAACUGUUUGAUAUUUACAAUGAAUGGACACAGUGAUGAAGAAAGUGCUAGAAACAGCAGUGGAGACUCAAGCCAGUCGGAUGAUGAUUCUGGGUCAGCUUCAGGCUCUGGAUCUGGCUCGAGUUCUGGAAGCAGCAGCGAUGGAAGCAGUAGCCAGUCAGGGAGCAGUGACUCUGACUCUGGGUCGGACUCAGGCAGUCAGUCAGAGUCUGAGUCAGACACAUCCCGAGAGAAGGUUCAAGCAAAACCACUGAAAGUUGAUGGCACAGAGUUUUGGAAAUGCAACCCUAGUGCCCUGGCUGUUCAGAGAUCUGCAGUGCUGAAGAAGCAGCCACAGCCUCAGAAGCCCCCUUCCUCCAACAGUGGAUCUGAAGAGGAUUCCUCUAGCAGUGACGAUUCUGAUGGCUCAUCGAGUGAGCUCAAGAGGAAGAAGCAUAAAGAUGAGGAUUGGCAGAUGUCCGGGUCAGGAUCUCCGUCUCAGUCUGGGUCUGAUUCUGAGUCUGAAGAAGAAAGAGAGAAAAGUAGUGGUGAUGAAACUGAAUCUGAUUAUGAGCCGAAAAACAAAGUCAAAAGCAGAAAGCCUCAAAAUAGAUCUAAGUCAAAAAAUGGAAAAAAGAUUCUUGGACAAAAAAAGAGGCAAAUUGAUUCGUCUGAAGAAGAUGAUGAUGACGAUUAUGAUAAUGAUAAACGAAGUUCUCGCCGCCAAGCCACAGUCAAUGUUAGCUAUAAGGAAGAUGAGGAAAUGAAAACAGAUUCUGAUGACCUGCUAGAGGUCUGUGGAGAGGAUGUUCCUCAACCUGAGGAGGAUGAAUUUGAAACAAUUGAAAGGUUUAUGGAUUGCCGACUUGGGAGAAAAGGAGCUACUGGUGCUACUACAACUAUCUAUGCAGUUGAAGCAGAUGGUGACCCAAAUGCAGGAUUUGAAAAAAACAAGGAACUAGGAGAGAUUCAAUAUUUAAUUAAAUGGAAAGGAUGGUCACAUAUCCACAACACCUGGGAAACAGAAGAAACCCUCAAACAGCAGAAUGUUAGAGGAAUGAAAAAAUUGGAUAAUUAUAAGAAAAAAGAUCAAGAGACAAAAAGAUGGUUGAAAAAUGCUUCACCGGAAGACGUGGAAUAUUAUAAUUGCCAGCAAGAACUCACAGAUGAUCUGCAUAAACAGUAUCAGAUAGUGGAGCGUAUAAUUGCUCAUUCCAAUCAGAAGUCAGCAGCUGGCUAUCCUGAUUAUUAUUGCAAGUGGCAGGGGCUUCCUUAUUCAGAGUGCAGCUGGGAAGAUGGAGCUCUCAUUUCCAAAAAGUUUCAAGCAUGUAUUGAUGAGUAUUUUAGCAGGAACCAGUCAAAAACUACUCCUUUUAAGGAUUGCAAAGUAUUGAAACAAAGACCAAGAUUUGUAGCACUGAAGAAGCAACCUUGCUAUAUUGGAGGACUGGAAGGUUUAGAAUUAAGAGAUUAUCAACUGAAUGGUUUAAAUUGGCUUGCUCACUCUUGGUGCAAAGGAAAUAGUUGUAUACUUGCUGAUGAAAUGGGCCUUGGAAAAACAAUACAGACGAUCUCAUUUUUGAACUAUUUGUUUCAUGAACAUCAGUUAUACGGACCUUUUCUGUUAGUUGUACCACUUUCUACUCUCACUUCCUGGCAAAGGGAGAUUCAGACUUGGGCUUCUCAAAUGAAUGCUGUGGUUUAUUUGGGUGACAUUAACAGCAGAAAUAUGAUAAGAACUCAUGAGUGGAUGCAUCCCCAGACUAAACGGUUAAAAUUUAAUAUACUUUUAACAACGUACGAAAUUUUAUUAAAGGAUAAGGCAUUCCUUGGUGGUUUGAAUUGGGCCUUUAUAGGUGUGGAUGAAGCACAUCGAUUAAAGAAUGAUGAUUCCCUUCUGUAUAAAACUUUGAUUGAUUUUAAGUCUAAUCACCGUCUCCUUAUCACUGGAACUCCUCUGCAGAACUCGCUGAAAGAGCUCUGGUCAUUGCUACAUUUCAUUAUGCCAGAAAAGUUUUCCUCCUGGGAAGAUUUUGAGGAAGAACAUGGCAAAGGGAGAGAGUAUGGUUAUGCAAGCCUCCACAAGGAACUGGAGCCAUUUCUGUUACGACGAGUUAAGAAAGAUGUGGAAAAGUCUCUCCCUGCCAAGGUUGAACAGAUUUUAAGGAUGGAAAUGAGUGCUUUACAGAAACAAUAUUACAAGUGGAUUUUAACUAGGAAUUACAAAGCCCUCAGUAAAGGUUCCAAGGGCAGUACCUCAGGCUUUUUGAACAUUAUGAUGGAGCUAAAGAAAUGCUGUAACCAUUGCUACCUCAUUAAACCACCAGAUAAUAAUGAAUUCUAUAACAAACAGGAGGCCUUACAACACUUAAUCCGUAGUAGUGGAAAAUUAAUUCUUCUAGACAAGCUGUUAAUUCGCCUAAGAGAAAGAGGCAAUCGAGUGCUCAUUUUUUCUCAAAUGGUGCGGAUGUUAGAUGUCCUUGCAGAAUAUUUGAAAUAUCGUCAAUUCCCCUUUCAAAGAUUAGAUGGAUCAAUAAAAGGGGAGCUGAGGAAACAAGCCCUAGAUCAUUUUAAUGCUGAUGGGUCAGAGGAUUUCUGCUUCUUGCUUUCUACGAGAGCUGGGGGUUUAGGAAUUAAUUUAGCUUCUGCUGACACUGUUGUCAUAUUUGAUUCUGAUUGGAAUCCACAAAAUGACCUUCAAGCACAGGCAAGAGCUCACCGAAUUGGGCAAAAGAAACAGGUGAAUAUAUAUCGUCUAGUUACAAAGGGAUCAGUUGAAGAAGAUAUUCUUGAGAGGGCCAAAAAGAAGAUGGUUUUAGAUCACCUUGUGAUUCAGAGAAUGGACACAACGGGGAAGACAGUACUGCACACAGGUUCUGCUCCUUCAAGUUCUACCCCUUUUAAUAAAGAAGAAUUGUCAGCCAUUUUAAAGUUUGGUGCUGAGGAACUUUUUAAGGAGCCUGAAGGAGAAGAACAAGAACCCCAGGAAAUGGAUAUAGAUGAAAUCUUGAAAAGAGCUGAAACUCAUGAAAAUGAGCCAGGUCCCCUCACCGUGGGAGAUGAAUUGCUUUCCCAGUUCAAAGUUGCCAACUUUUCAAACAUGGAUGAAGAUGACAUUGAAUUGGAACCUGAAAGAAAUUCAAAGAACUGGGAAGAAAUCAUUCCAGAAGAUCAAAGAAGACGAUUAGAAGAGGAAGAAAGGCAAAAGGAGCUUGAAGAAAUUUAUAUGCUCCCAAGAAUGAGAAACUGUGCAAAACAGAUUAGCUUCAAUGGAAAUGAAGGGAGGCGCAGUAGAAGCAGGAGAUAUUCUGGAUCCGAUAGUGACUCAGUCUCCGAAAGGAAAAGGCCAAAGAAACGUGGAAGACCACGCACUAUCCCUCGGGAGAAUAUUAAAGGAUUUAGUGAUGCAGAAAUUAGGCGGUUUAUCAAGAGCUAUAAGAAAUUUGGUGGCCCUCUGGAAAGGUUAGAUGCAAUUGCUCGAGAUGCUGAAUUAGUUGAUAAGUCAGAAACAGACCUAAGACGACUGGGGGAAUUGGUACAUAAUGGUUGCAUUAAAGCAUUAAAGGACAGUUCUUCAGGAACCGAACGAACAGGUGGUAGUGGUAGGCUUGGAAAAGUCAAAGGGCCGACGUUUCGUAUAUCUGGCGUACAAGUCAAUGCCAAGCUCGUUAUCUCCCAUGAGGAGGAGUUAAUGCCUUUGCACAAGUCCAUUCCUUCUGACCCAGAAGAGAGAAAGCAGUAUACAAUCCCAUGUCACACGAAGGCAGCUCAUUUUGAUAUAGACUGGGGCAAAGAAGAUGAUUCCAAUUUGUUAAUUGGUAUCUAUGAGUAUGGAUAUGGAAGCUGGGAAAUGAUUAAAAUGGAUCCCGACCUCAGUUUGACACACAAGAUUCUUCCAGAUGAUCCUGAUAAAAAACCACAAGCCAAGCAGUUGCAGACACGUGCAGACUACCUCAUCAAAUUACUUAGCAAAGACCUUGCAAAAAGAGAAGCUCAGAGACUUUCUGGUGCGGGAGGUUCAAAGAGAAGAAAAGCAAGAACUAAGAAGAGUAAAGCACUGAAGUCCGUGAAAGUAAAAGAGGAAAUAAGGAGUGACUCUUCCCCUGUGCCUUCAGAGAAGUCUGAUGAAGAUGAUGAUAAAUUGAGUGAAUCCAAGUCUGAAAAUAAGGAAAGAUCCAAAAAGUCUUCAGUGUCAGAUGCUCCUGUUCACAUCACUGCCAGUGGUGAGCCUGUUCCCAUAUCAGAAGAGUCAGAGGAGCUGGACCAGAAGACAUUCAGCAUUUGUAAAGAAAGAAUGAGGCCUGUCAAAGCAGCUUUGAAACAACUUGAUCGGCCUGAGAAAGGCCUUUCUGAAAGAGAACAACUGGAGCACACCAGACAGUGCUUAAUAAAAAUUGGAGACCAUAUCACAGAAUGCCUGAAAGAGUACACAAACCCUGAGCAAAUUAAACAGUGGAGAAAAAACCUAUGGAUUUUUGUGUCCAAGUUUACUGAGUUUGAUGCAAGAAAAUUGCAUAAACUGUAUAAGCAUGCUAUUAAAAAACGGCAAGAAUCUCAGCAAAACAGUGACCAGAACAGCAAUAUGAAUGCUCACAUGACUAGAAAUCCAGAUAUGGAAAGAUUAAAAGAGAAUACAAAUCAUGAUGAUAGCAGCAGGGACAGUUAUUCUUCUGAUAGACACUUAUCUCAGUACCAUGAUCAUCAUAAAGACCGACAUCAGGGAGAUUCUUAUAAAAAGAGUGAUUCCAGGAAAAGACCAUACUCUUCAUUUAGUAAUGGCAAAGACCACCGUGAAUGGGAUCACUACAAGCAAGAUAAUAGGUACUAUGGUGACAGAGAGAAACACAGAAAAUUGGAUGAUCACAGGAGUAGAGAUCACAGGUCAAAUUUGGAAGGAAGUCUAAAGGAUAGAUCUCAUUCUGAUCAUCGAUCUCAUUCAGAUCAUCGGUUACAUUCAGAUCACCGGUCAAGUUCUGAGUAUACACAUCAUAAAUCUUCCAGGGAUUACAGGUAUCACUCAGAUUGGCAGAUGGACCACAGAGUUUCCAGUAGUGGCCCCAGGUCACCAUUGGAUCAGAGAUCUCCUUAUGGCUCCAGGUCUCCAUUUGAACAUUCAAAUGAACAUAAAAGUACACCUGAGCACACAUGGAGUAGUAGGAAAACAUAACAGAAAGUGAUGCUUGGUCUUCUGGACUUUGAUUUUAGCCAUAGAUCAUAAACCACCACAGUAAUUGCCUUACAUGACUUGAAAGAUACAGUCUUCUCAGUAGCAGUAUUGUUACUUCUUUCCAGGAUGCAAGGUCUAUUAUCCCAACAGAAGAGAAAAUAUUUUUAUAUUUAAGGAUUAUGCUGCACUGUGCUACAAAUAUUGUAGUACUUUUUUUUUCUUUUUUUUUAAAGAAAUGGAAAAUGUUUACUAUAACAGGGACCUCAACACUGCCCUACCAUAUAGGUUGAAUAAAACUGUUUUUUACGUCGGUGAUUUUAGGCUGACCUCCAUUUAAGUUAUGUUUGUAUAUGAACUUUAAUCUGACCUGUGAUCAUGUUUCAGGAAGGAAUGAAAGAGAGUUCUUUUCUUAAUCAAGAAAAAACACUCAAGGACUUUGUUCACUUUCCAAAGCUACUUGUUUACAUUGUACACUGCGACCACCUUGCCGCUUUUCAUCACAAGCUUGAAUAUUUAAAUUCUGUACUUAUAUCUGUAAUAUAGCCGGGAAUUUCCUUUUUGUGAUCUAUUAUUAUGCUUUUUUAAAAAAAGAAAGAAAGAAAGAAAGAAAAAGAUGGCUGUAAAUUAUUGUAAAUGUAUUAAAUGAGCUUUCCUUACUUCCUUCCCCUUCUCAGGCUUUUUUUGACUGUUCCUUUCCCUACCAACUCAGGCCUUCUUAUUAAAAUAUCAGUGUAAUAACACUUUUUAAUGAUUUGUUUUGAUGGAAUCAUUGUUUAGAAUGUAAAAAUGGGGAAAGGGGCCACUUAUUUCCAUUAGUCCACUUUUUAUAUUGAAUAUUUUUAUGAGACGCUGCCUCCCUUCUGCCUUUUUUAGUCAAUAUUGUUUGUAGUAAAAGAGAAAAAAUACUGGUGAGAAAAUGUGUAAAAUCUAAACUGUAUGCUCUGGAAAGAUGUUUUUCAGAUGCAUUUGGUUUAAAAGGAUAGGUGUACGAACACUUCAGAACCCAAAAUGGCCAAAAGUUAUUGUAAAUCCAUUUGUUUUCCCUUUUUUAUGUGGGCAAUAAUGUCAAAUGUGCUAUGCAGCCAGGUUAACAAUUUAGAUAAACUUGAUUGACUUUUAUUAUGAACUGUUAAAAUGCACACUGAUUGUAUAUAAAAACCUUAUAUAUGACAAAUUAAAUAUAAGAAAAAGGA
Jaculus jaculus (lesser Egyptian jerboa) is the source of this 6569-nucleotide messenger RNA. RefSeq names its product chromodomain helicase DNA binding protein 1 (gene Chd1). Gene Ontology annotation, biological process: regulation of transcription by RNA polymerase II; nucleosome organization. The transcript is spliced from 36 exons. Bases 250 to 5376 code for a protein of 1708 amino acids. Gene Ontology annotation, molecular function: DNA binding; ATP-dependent chromatin remodeler activity; ATP binding. Gene Ontology annotation, cellular component: nucleus; chromatin. Lineage: Eukaryota; Metazoa; Chordata; Mammalia; Rodentia; Dipodidae. The record is from RefSeq and is a predicted model, not a curated record.